AUGCUUUCGCCGGACGCUCGCAGCUAUAGUUUCGACCAUCGGGCCAAUGGGUACGGACGCGGUGAAGGUACCGGUACCUUGGUGAUCAAGCGCCUUGCAGAUGCGAUUCGAGACGGUGACACUAUUCGCGCUGUUAUUCGUUCCGCCGGAUCCAACCAAGACGGCCUCACGCCAUCUGGUAUUAUGCAGCCAAGUGGUACCGCUCAGGCCGGUUUGAUCCGUGAUACAUACGCCAGGGCUGGUCUGAGUAUGGAACCUACUCGGUUCUUCGAAGCCCACGGCACUGGCACGCAAGUAGGAGAUCCAAUCGAAUGCAAUGCACUUGGAGAUGCCUUCCGUGGAGUCCGCAGCAUGCAUGAUCCCCUCUUCGUGUACGCAUAAGCCAAACUGAGUAUGGACUUGGAUUCAUGCUAACCUCGGACUGUUAGGGGCGCGGUGAAAUCAAAUAUCGGCCAUCUGGAGGGUGCUAGUGGGAUUGCGGCCGUGAUCAAGACGAUCCUAAUUCUAGAGAGUGGCUUGAUUCCACCUAACACAAACUUUGAAAAGCUCAAUCCCAAGAUUGAUCUGGAGUUUCUGG
Messenger RNA from Aspergillus melleus, 577 nucleotides. RefSeq names its product beta-ketoacyl [acyl carrier protein] synthase domain-containing protein (gene NEC1). Gene Ontology annotation, molecular function: fatty acid synthase activity. Bases 1 to 381 code for a protein of 126 amino acids. The record is from RefSeq and is a predicted model, not a curated record. The transcript has a single exon. Lineage: Eukaryota; Fungi; Ascomycota; Eurotiomycetes; Eurotiales; Aspergillaceae. Gene Ontology annotation, biological process: fatty acid biosynthetic process; secondary metabolite biosynthetic process.